GACAGUGGCAAUACAGCUAGUAAUGCAAGUAUUUUGGUCCUAAUAUUAUUACCAUCAGCUCAGUGCAGACUUCCUGUCUCCAGCCCAUUCUCGCUCAGCUUUAUUCCCCACUCACCCAACCACUCCCGCGGCGGCGCGUCACCCCCACUCUCCAACUCCACAGCUACUAAUAAAACACCUCACACUCACACUCACACUCUUAUCUCUCUACUUUCCCUUUCCUCUCUUUCUCCAACCAAAAACAGAAAGCACCACACACAUCUCUUAUGGCACCACCACUCUUGCUAAUACUCUCACUAAUCACCAUCUUUAAUCUCCCUUCUCUCUCACUAACCCAGCUGCUAAGCACCUCGUACUACCAGCACACAUGCCCGAGUUUCUCGCAGAUCAUGGAACAAACGACCACAAACAAGCAAAUCAACUCCCCCACCACCGCCGCCGCCACCCUGCGCCUCUUCUUCCACGACUGCUUCAUCGAAGGCUGCGACGCCUCCGUCUUAAUCUCCUCAACACAUUUCUCCAAAGCGGAGCGUGACGCCGACAUCAAUCUCUCCCUCCCCGGCGACGGCUUCGACGUCGUCAUCCGCGCUAAAACCGCGCUGGAACUCUCCUGUCCCGGCGUCGUCUCCUGCUCCGACAUUCUCGCUGUCGCUACCAGGAAUUUGGUCACUAUGAUGGGUGGUCCUUACUAUGAUGUGAAAUUAGGCCGUCGUGACGGCCUAAUUUCACUCGCUUCGCGCGUGGGAAGGAAUCUACCCACGCCCCAAAUGUCUGUUACAGAAACUAUAAAUCUGUUUAAAUCCCGAGGGUUUUCUGUACAGGAAAUGGUUGCGUUAACCGGAGCUCAUACCAUUGGAUUCUCGCAUUGCAAAGAGUUCAGCUCGGAUAUUUAUAAUUACAGUAGGAAUGCGCAGUCCGAUCCGAGUUAUAAUCCGAGAUUCGCAGCUGGAUUGCGAAAUGCCUGUAACGAUUACCACAAGAAUCCUACAUUGUCGGUGUUCAACGAUGUGAUGACUCCGAAUAAGUUUGAUAAUAUGUAUUACCAGAACUUGCCUAAGGGUUUGGGGAUUUUGAAGUCGGAUCGGCUUAUGGUUUCGGAUUCGAGAACGAGGCCGUUUGCAGAACUCUAUGCUCGAGAUCAGAAUGCAUUCUUUAAGGCAUUUAGAUCUGCAAUGCAGAAGCUUAGCUUGUAUGGUAUUAAGACAGGAAGGAGGGGGCAAAUUCGACGCAGGUGUGAUGAAUUUAAUUGAUCAAUUUGUGUCUGUUUUUUGUUCCGAUGAUGCACAAGCGAGGUGACUUCUUCUUCAUUCUAUUUAUUCUUCUUAUAUUCAUACACCAAUACCAUUAUUUUCAUUCCUCUUGUAGUCUUGUAUGAGCCUGAACAUAUACAAUCUAUAUAUUUUCAUUAAGCAAGAAUGAUGGAUGGAGUUAUGAUAUAUUCAUUUCCAACUA
Messenger RNA from Daucus carota subsp. sativus, 1452 nucleotides. Its product is annotated as peroxidase 63. The transcript has a single exon. The record is from RefSeq and is a predicted model, not a curated record. Bases 267 to 1250 code for a protein of 327 amino acids. Gene Ontology annotation, molecular function: peroxidase activity; heme binding. Gene Ontology annotation, biological process: hydrogen peroxide catabolic process; response to oxidative stress. Lineage: Eukaryota; Viridiplantae; Streptophyta; Magnoliopsida; Apiales; Apiaceae.